AUCCUCAGCAUAUCCCCUGCUCUUCUGCCCACCUUCCUCACUAAGAAAAGUUAUUUGCCUUUGCCUUUCCCUUUUACAUUCAUAUUUGCUUUAACAACCCUCUUUCUUCCCGUUAAAUUUAUAUCUCCCUCUCUCUUUGAUCAUUGCCAAAUUAUAAACCAAGUUUGGUGUUUUCUUUUCGGUCACUUCUUCUCUCACAUUUUGUUCACCUCAUCUCUUCCACUGGAUCUUAUUCUUCCUUCUUCGCUUCAAUUGUCUCCAUCUAUUAAUUAUCUAACUAUUUGUAUUCCAGUUUUAGUGAAUUUUCUGUAUGGAAAAGACCAUGGAUACAGAGCAAAACACUCUCAUCAGUGAACUAAUCCAAGGGAAGGAGCUAACUAAACAGCUUAGCAACCCUUCUUCAUCGCCCAAAACUCGACAACUCGUAAUCCAGAAAAUUCUCUCUACUUAUGAGAAAGCGCUUUCAGUGUUGAACUCUGGUGCUUCUCCGGUUGACCGUAAGCUGAACAAUAAUAUUACAAUCUUAGCAUCACCAUAUUCCUUUCCCAAGUGUAGCCCAACAAAUGAGGCUUCGGAUCAAGAUUGUAAAGAUCAAUGUCACAGUAAAGAUGUGUAUAAGAAGAGAAAGACAAUGGCCCGGUGGACUGAACAAGUAAAGGUUUGCUACGGGACAGGGUUAGAAGGGCCUCUUGAUGAUGGCUACUGCUGGAGAAAAUACGGACAAAAGGAUAUUCUUGGUGCUAGUUAUCCAAGAGGGUAUUAUAGAUGCACUCAUCGUCACGCACAAGGUUGUUUGGCCACAAAACUUGUUCAAAGAUCGGACGACGACCCUACCAUUUUUGAGGUGACCUAUCGAGGAAGACAUACAUGCAGCCAGAACACUCGUUUGGCUAUACCCUCUGCUUUAUCAACAAAGGAAGGGGCUAAAGAUAAACAGAGUCGUUAUCAUAAUCAACAGGAACCAGAAGAUAAAGUAAAGCAAUCAAAAGAGUUCAUGAUCCAUUUUGGAACGGAGCUCAAAGUUAAGACCGAGGACCUGGACAACAAGGAGGAAAUAUUUCCUUCGUUCUCUUUUCCACAAACAUCAAUUACUGAAACUGAAAAUAUGGAGCACGAUAUUUUCAAAGAGUCCAUGAUGGAAAUGGAAAACAAUUUCAUGGGUAGUUUUUCUCCAUCAUUUUUAUCGCCCACAACUUCUGAAUCCAACUAUUUCUCAGUGUCACCAUGCCACAUGAACAACAGCUUUGGAUUAGACCAAACUGUGCGUACUCCAGAGUCUGGAAUCACUGAGAUAAUUUCAACCCCAAAUUCAGUCACAAAUUCACCAACUGUGGAUCUUGAUUUCUCACUUAUUAAGGUGGAUUUUGACCCAAAUUUCCCCUUCGACAACCUAGACUAUUUCUCAUGAUAUGUUUCUUUGGCCUCAUCGCGCCCAGUAAAAGAGUGAGUGAGACUAGCAACUGAUCCUAGCCAGCGUUGGAAAGAUUUGCGGCACAAGAGAAUUUUCUUGAUUUGGUAGUUGGUUUUUCUUUUUUUCUGUUCGUCACCCUCCUGUGUACUUAGUUAAUCGACAUAGAUUUCAUUUGCAAGUUCUAGAAACCUAGGCACAAAAUUGCAAUCUUGUACCAUGUAAAAUU
This is a messenger RNA of Pistacia vera, 1637 nucleotides long. Its product is annotated as probable WRKY transcription factor 53. The transcript is spliced from 3 exons. NCBI's taxonomy places the organism in Eukaryota, Viridiplantae, Streptophyta, Magnoliopsida, Sapindales, Anacardiaceae. The record is from RefSeq and is a predicted model, not a curated record. Gene Ontology annotation, cellular component: nucleus. Gene Ontology annotation, biological process: regulation of DNA-templated transcription. Bases 311 to 1408 code for a protein of 365 amino acids. Gene Ontology annotation, molecular function: DNA-binding transcription factor activity; transcription cis-regulatory region binding.